AUGCAUGGCAAAGUUAUUCGUCCGCUGCACACAAGACCUAGACUUGCCUAUCCAUGGCGUGGGGAACUUAAAAUGGAUAUACCGCUGGAGUGGUUUGAAAGUAUUUCUCAAGACAUAUUGCAGCACACAAGCUUUGGCCAACGCUACAGGGAAACGAAUACUGAGAUCAUCUUUGAGAUAUCAGAUCUACGAAAAGCAAAGUAUCUAUUCGGGAGAAUGGAUUUGGAUGGCUUCGAGGUCGACCCUGCUGAUAUUUUAAAAAAGCAUAUGUCAACUUCAAGUAACAACCUUGAGAGAUCUGAGGUAUUGGCUUCAACUGACAAGCCCAUGGAGCUUAAAUUUCACAAGAAAAAAGAAUUAUUGGAAGUCAGUUUUCAUUACGGAUACUGGAAUCCAAGCAGCAUCCCACAGCACUGA
Porites evermanni is the source of this 417-nucleotide messenger RNA. The record is from the annotation of a GenBank genome assembly. Lineage: Eukaryota; Metazoa; Cnidaria; Anthozoa; Scleractinia; Poritidae.